Messenger RNA from Funneliformis geosporum, 279 nucleotides. NCBI's taxonomy places the organism in Eukaryota, Fungi, Glomeromycota, Glomeromycetes, Glomerales, Glomeraceae. The record is from the annotation of a GenBank genome assembly.
AUGAAUGAAUCUGAAACAGUUUCUUUAGUAGAGUCAAUAGAAAUUGAAAAUAUUGAGUAUGAAACUGAAAAGGAAAUAUCUCAAAUUAAUAAUAAUAGUAUUAUAAUUUCUUGUGCAAUUAUUGAUCAUAUUGAUGGUAAUAUUAAAAAGUGUGGUUUAACAAAUAAGUUACGCAGAUUAUGGCAACUAAUUGGGAUAUGGAAAUUAGAUAUUAAUAUAGUAAUACAAGCAAAAAAGCAACUCAAAAUCUUGGUGUAUUAUGAUCCAAACACUUCUUGA